AUUACUUCCAGGAGAGGCAGCGGCUCACUAUUAGGAACUUUGCGUGCGACCUAUGGCACACAACUAGCAGGGUGGACAACUCCCUGACGACUUUUAUUAACCGCAACGGUGUAUGGAAAGUGCUCCUGGAUGGACCUGGGCGAAAACAGCUGGUCCAUGGUCAAGCGAGAAGUAUCCAGCAGCCCAGGGUCACCGGCUGAGCAGAGCUACCUGCCCGGUGACAGCAGGAGGGACGGUCCCACCUCGGAUGAGCUGAGGACUCCUCCGAGCGACCUUGACGCACUGGGGCACCGCCGCUCCGACGGCAGAUCACUACACUCCUACGUUCACUUCGGACACCACAACAACACCCUGACCACUGCCGAGGACAUCCCGCUGUUUACGGACUUAGACCAGGGCAGCAAACUCGUCCUUUCCAGCGGAGCGCACAAGGCGAGCUUGCUGGUGGACCCGGCCGACAUGUACCAAACACUGGCCAUCGCCGCCGCCCAGAGCCAGACUGGAUAUGAUUCCUCCUCUGGUGGUUAUAUGCACUCCAACCCCAACUCCCCCGUGUACGUCCCCAGCUCCCGGGUGGGCCCCAUGAUACCCAGCCUCUCUUACCUGCAGGCCAGCGGCUCUGCGCAGCCCAGCCACGCCGUCUCCAGCCACUCGGUCUGGUCGCAGUCCACGCCGGAGAGCCCGUCAUACAGCACCGGGAGUCCGCACACCUCCAGUCGGUUCCACUACCCACCAAGCCCUCCCAUGAAUAACGGGACGCCCAGGGACGCCGGCUACAGUAACACGCUGAAUGUGAGCAGCAGAGACCAGUACGGCCUCUCUCGGCCCCUCAGUGGGACCUACGCGAGUCCAUACUCUCCUUAUGUUGCGCCGCAGCUGUCCCAGCUGCCCUCGCCUUGGACCGGGGGACCUUUUGAUAACACGAUGCUGCACACCUUGCAGAGCAGAGGUGCGCCCUUGAUCCGAGGACCAAACGGAGUUUCAGAUAUUCUGGACGACAUGGGGGAGAGCAGAGAGUGCGUCAACUGCGGCUCCAUCUCGACGCCGCUGUGGAGGCGCGACGGCACGGGCCACUUUCUCUGCAACGCCUGCGGCCUUUACAGCAAAAUGAAUGGGCUGAGCCGGCCAUUAAUUAAACCCCAGAAACGGACGUCAACGUCCAGAAGGAUCGGCCUGUCCUGCGCGAACUGUCAGACCAGCACGACCACUCUGUGGCGCAGAAACGCGGAGGGAGAGCCGGUGUGUAACGCAUGUGGACUCUACACAAAAUUACACGGGGUACCUCGGCCGCUCGCCAUGAAGAAAGAGGGAAUCCAGACGAGGAAAAGAAAACCGAAAACCUUGAAUAAAACAAAGGGAUCGUCUGGAAAUAACAACUCUGUCUCUAUGACUCCCACAUCCACAUCUUCUUCCAAUUCUGAAGACUGCUCGAAAACCAGCUCUCCCUCCGGACAGGUGUCAGGGGUCAGCUCGUCUGUGCUGUCCAGCUCAGGGGAGGGAACAGGCUCCGGCUCAGCGGUGAAGUACCCGGGACAGGACGGCCUGUACACCAGCGUGGGCCUGUCCCAGCCAUCAGAUGUGUCUUCAGUGAGGGGUGAACCCUGGUGCCCCAUGGCCUUAGCUUGAACACCUUAAAUCUAUGGGAGGACAGCAAUCCCUGGCCCCUCUGUCUGGAUGCUAUGUAGUGUGGAAGUAUUCAGGGGGGGCAUUGUUUGCUUCUGUCCCUGCAGUUGAUGCAAGAAGGGUCGGACAGGCUGGGAAGAAGGGUGAGGCGACCUUCAGUCACACUGCAAGCUUGAGCCGAGCAUGGAAUAGCCGGGAUUGGUUUCCAGAUUGGUGUGGGGAUCUUGUUGCCUUAAGAAAACAAAGGGAAUCUCCAGGCCAGACGACCAAUCAGGUGGCCUGCUUUGGAUGGUUUCUGGACCUGCCAUGCACUCGAUAUCUCUCCCAUCCCCGUGGCGCAGAACCGCAUCGUGUUGCUUAAAAUAAAGCCAUCAUGUACAUAACGGAUUUCCUCUCCGAAGAAAAAGCUGUUGAUUGGAUACCACUGCUUCGUAAAGCGCUGUAUUCUUUAAGGACAUUUAGAUUUUUUUUCUUUUUCCACAACUGGAAUCACGCCACAAGUGCCGAGACAACUUUUAUGAAUCAAAAGAAAAAAAAAUAUUUAUAAAUCUUCCAUUGUUGAAAACAUGGCUAUGAUUGUUAAUAAAGAAUAUCAAUAUAGAGUAGAAGUUAAACCAUUCUGAUGUCUUCUUUUCUAAUGUUUUUUUCUGGUUGUUUUUGUAGUGCAGUAGUGUUGAAUCUGCACAUGUUUUCCACUGAAAGCUCUUACUGUAUUUGACUGAAACUAGUUUGGUUUAAACAGGGUAUAUUUCAUCUAGUGGUUUUGUUUAAUUAUUUACUGAGAAAUAAUCAACUCUUUCAGAGUAAUUUUUGACACUGAUUUGUGAAUGUUGUCAGCUGUUGGUUAGCAUUAAGGUACUUUUCUCAAAGCAGAGCUGCAAAAACACUUUUACAUGUAAAGCAGUUGGAUGGCUUGUUUGAACAAAGCGCACCCAGAAUAGCUGUGGACCCACUGACCUUUAUGUUACAAGACAUAAACUGCAGAAGAAGACUGUCGGCUGCACUACCUGACUCACUAUAAACUGUGUACCAUUCACAAAGCAAGUGCUGUUGCAUCAUUUCAUACCAAAAUCAGACCAAAGCGGAGAGUGAGGACACCUCUGAGCAAAUUCAUGUUACUUUGAUGACUCUGAUGUGAGGAGUGUAAUGGCCCAGGUAUUAAAGUGGACGGCUGAAGAAGGAAAUAAAAGAAACAGUUUAGAUUACAAUGCAAUAUGUUAAUUAAGAUUCACACCCUUUGUGGUAAAAACAGCUGCACAGGUGGCAGGCAGAAUCAAAGUUUGAGCAGUUAUGUUUGAUUUCUCUCACAGUUCAUCUCCAUGUCCUCCAGCAGUGGCGUGGACGGUGUCUUAAAAAAACAUUUCAGCCCACAAAACAAUCGUGGGACGAUUUAAACCUGAAUGACAUCUGAUGAGUUACAUGUGAAACUUGGCGUAAAGAUGGUUAUUUCUUAUUUUUAUUUUAAUUUUUUUCUUUCACUUUUGCUUCAUCACAAAAAAAAACAAAAACAAAAACAUGUCAUUCAUUCUUCUGGAUUUAUUUAUUUUUGAAACAUCAUGUUUAUUUUAGCAUCAUUUCUUUUGCUGUUGUUUUAUUUUCUAAGAAAUUAUUUUUAUUUAAAUUCAGUCC
Chelmon rostratus (copperband butterflyfish) is the source of this 3252-nucleotide messenger RNA. It is a transcript of the gene gata6, whose product is annotated as GATA binding protein 6. Gene Ontology annotation, biological process: cell fate commitment; negative regulation of transcription by RNA polymerase II; epithelial cell differentiation. The transcript has 7 exons. Gene Ontology annotation, molecular function: RNA polymerase II cis-regulatory region sequence-specific DNA binding; zinc ion binding; DNA-binding transcription factor activity, RNA polymerase II-specific. NCBI's taxonomy places the organism in Eukaryota, Metazoa, Chordata, Actinopteri, Chaetodontiformes, Chaetodontidae. The coding region runs from base 130 to 1626 and encodes 498 amino acids. Gene Ontology annotation, cellular component: nucleus. The record is from RefSeq and is a predicted model, not a curated record.